This is a messenger RNA of Lichtheimia ornata, 1572 nucleotides long. RefSeq lists its product as uncharacterized. The transcript has a single exon. NCBI's taxonomy places the organism in Eukaryota, Fungi, Mucoromycota, Mucoromycetes, Mucorales, Lichtheimiaceae. Gene Ontology annotation, molecular function: nucleic acid binding. Bases 1 to 1572 code for a protein of 523 amino acids. Gene Ontology annotation, biological process: DNA integration. The record is from RefSeq and is a predicted model, not a curated record.
AUGAUUGUCGGCUGGCUCGAUGUCAUUUGCAACUAUGACGUUGACAUUGUUCACCUUCCUGGUAUUCAAAAUGUGCUGCCGGACCGUCUUUCUCGUCUUUUUGCUCCACAAGAGACAUCGCUGACGCUGGAGGGGGGUAAUUCCCAAUUUAAGUCACCCUUUGCACACAGCAUUUCCCACGCAGCCACAAAGCUCAUGCAUCGGUUGUUCAAGCCAACGGAAAUGAUUACACCACCCGAGGAAGAACGUACCAAGUUACUCGAACAAUCCCAUUUGAAUGGCCAUUUCGGUGCUGACGCCAUAGUGAAUGACCUUCACGACAAUGGUAUCUUCUGGACCAAUAUGAAAGAUGACGCCUUGAAGCAUGUCGGCAGUUGUCUCCCUUGCCAACGCUACAACAUUGGUAAACAUGGAUACCAUCCAUUGCGGAGCAUCAACGCUGAUGGACCUGGUGAUCAUUGGGCUAUUGAUCUUUGUGAAUUACACUGCACCACUCCUUCUGGCAACAACUACAUUCUCGUUAUGGUUGAUGUCUUUACUCGUUUUUGCGUUUUACGCCCUAUUCGCUUUAAAUCAGCCAUUGACAUCGUUAAAGAGCUUUCUUCGGUCUUCAGCCUUUUCGGUUAUCCAAAGAUCAUACAAAGCGACAACGGUAGCGAGUUCAAAAACAACUUUGUCCACCUUCUUUCCAAACACACUGGCAUGGAUCAUCGCCUUGUUACACCAUAUCAUCCUCGAGCCAACGGCUUAGCUGAACGUAUGGUUGAAACGGUUAAGACGGCACUCUUCAAACGCUUAGAGGGCAGACCUGAAACGUGGGAUUUAUACCUUGAUAGUACCAUGUACGCAAUCAAUACCAAACACCACUCUGAUCUCAAGACUCGUCCCUUCGCUUUGAUGUUUGCUCGUCAACCCAAUGCAAUGCGUGAUUAUUCCCAAGGCAAAUCAGCCAAUCCUGCCGAAGUCACAAAAUCCAUCAUGAAACGUAUGAAGGAAAUGGAAGAUAUCGUCAUCCCUGGUAUCCACGAAGGUCGUAAAGCUCGCAACGAAGUCACCAAAACACGCUACAACAAGACGCAUCGCAUGCACAAAGACAUUCCUAUUGGUAGCCAAGUCAUGAUUGUCAACGUCAAUCGUAGCUCCAAGACCGAUCCAAUUUAUGACGGACCGUACAUCGUGCAUUUCAGGACACCCAAAGGCAACUAUGUUUUACGUGACAAGAUGGGCAAGCUCCUACAGCGUAACAUUCCUCCGCAUCAAGUUAAACGUGUCUCAGAUGAUCCUAAAGCGGAUGGUGACACUUUUUAUGAAUUCGAAGCUAUUGUCGAUCACCGUUCGCAUGCACAACACGGCUAUCCAGAAUAUCGUGUGCAUUGGCGAGGCUACAGCGAUGAGGACGACACAUGGGAACCAGCUGAAAACUUUAGCGAUAUCUCAGCUAUCAACGCCUAUAUCAAACGUCGUUUUCCAAAUGGUAUUCCAUCAGAUGACCCAUUUUACGCUGCCGCACCAAACAAUGACGGUGCACGAGCCACCAAACGCAGACGCACAGACACAUCACGACGCACUUAA